Molecule: messenger RNA, 2375 nt
Organism: Emiliania huxleyi CCMP1516
Lineage: Eukaryota; Haptophyta; Isochrysidales; Noelaerhabdaceae
Product: heat shock protein 90
Exons: 4
Coding region: 19-2085 (688 amino acids)
Biological process (GO): protein stabilization; protein folding; cellular response to heat
Cellular component (GO): perinuclear region of cytoplasm; plasma membrane; protein-containing complex
Molecular function (GO): ATP hydrolysis activity; ATP binding; ATP-dependent protein folding chaperone
Source: RefSeq, a predicted model, not a curated record
GCCGAGGUUGCCAAGGUGAUGGACAUUAUCAUCAACUCUCUCUACUCGGACAAGGAUAUCUUCCUUCGCGAGCUCAUCAGCAACGCCUCCGACGCCUGCGACAAGAAGCGGUUCCUCUCGCUGACGGAGGACGGCGGGUCGGCGUACGAGGGGCGUAUUCGCGUGGUGGCGGACAAGGAGACCAACACGCUCACUAUCGAGGACAAUGGCAUCGGCCUCACGCGCAAGGAGAUGCGCGAGAACCUCGGCCGGAUCGCGCAGUCGGGCACGAAAAAGUUUACAGAGGCGCUCGGGUCGGGGGGGGACGCGACCAACCUGAUCGGGCAGUUCGGGGUGGGCUUCUACUCCGCCUUCCUCGUCGCCGACAAGGUGACCGUCGUCUCCAAGUCUGCGGACGGGGAGCAGCUCAAGUGGGAGUCUGCGGCCGCCUCUGCGUACACCAUCUCGCAAGACGACUCGACCCCGAUCGAGGGGACGGGCACGCGGCUCACGCUGCACCUCAAGGAGGACGCGGACAAGUACGUGUCGGACUACACGCUGCGCGACAUGCUCAAGCGCUACUCCGAGUUCAUCUCCUUCCCGAUCGCCCUGUGGACGGAGAAGACUGAGUACGAGACCGUGCCCGACCCAGACGCCGAGGCGACGGAGGGGGAGGAGCCGCCGACCAAGACGGUGCCAAAGACCAGCAACGAGUGGGAGACGAUCAACGUGGCCAAGCCGAUCUGGAUGCGGCCGCCGAAGGAGGUGGAGGAGGACGAGUACUCCGAGUUUUACAAGGCCACCUUCCGCGCGUACGACGAGCCCGACGCGCACGUCCACUUCUCGCUCGAGGGGCAGGUCGAGUUCCGCGCGCUGCUCUACCUCCCCUCCUCGGUGCCGUGGGAGCUCUCGCAGGACAUGUUCAACGACAAGGUCAAGCCGGUCAAGCUGUACGUCAAGCGCGUCUUCAUCUCGGAGAACUUCGAGGAGCAGCUGCUGCCGCGCUGGCUCUCCUUCAUCAAGGGCGUGGUCGACUCGGAGGACCUGCCGCUCAACGUCUCUCGCGAGAUCCUCCAGAAGAGCAAGGUGCUCUCCAUCAUCUCCAAGCGCCUCGUCCGCAAGGCGCUCGACAUGAUCGGCGACAUCGCGAAGGACGAAGACAAGUUCGCCCGCUUCUCCUCCAACUUUGGCCGCUACAUCAAGGUCGGCGUCAUCGAGGACCGCGACAACAAGGACGCCCUCCUCAAGCUCGCCACCUUCACCUCGACCGCCGAGCCAAAGGCGAGCGGCACGACGCUGCCGCAGUACGUCGGCCGGAUGAAGGAGGGGCAGAAGCAGAUCUACUACGUGUCGGCCGCCUCAAAGGCGGCGGCCGCCUCGUCGCCCGUCAUCGAGUCACUGCGCAAGAAGGGGUACGAGGUGCUGGUGGCGCUCGACCAGAUCGACGAGAUCGCGCUGCAGGGGGUGGGCAAGUUCGGCGACUUUGACGUCGUCGACGCGGCCAAGGAGAACGUCGACCUCGGCGAGCAGUCGGACGAGGAGAAGGCGGAGGUCGAGGAGGCGAAGAAGUCGCUCGAGGCGACGUGCGCCGCCGUCAAGGCUGCGCUGGGCGACAAGGUGGACAAGGUCGAGGUGUCGUCGCGGCUGACCUCCUCCCCCUCCGCGCUGGUGCAGCCGCAGUGGGGCAUGUCGCCGCAGAUGCAGCGCUUCAUGAAGGCGCAGGCGGCCGCGACGGGAGACGACCUCGGCGGCCUCGGAGGCAUGGGCGGCAUGGCGGCCAACCUCGAGCUCAACCCGGCCCACGCGGCGGUGCGUAAGCUCAAGGGCCUCGUCGCGGCGGACGCCAACGCGACGAGCACGCGCGACUACGCCACCCUCCUGUACGACGUCGCCGCCGUCUCGAGCGGGUAUGAGCUCGCCGACCCGGCCGCCUUCGCCGCGCGCGUGGUCACGCUCAUGACGGGCGAGGCGGAGGAGGCCGCGGAGGAGGAGCCGCCCGCCGCCGACGCCGCCGCUCCCGCCGACGCCGUGCCGAGCGAGGCGCCGGCCGAGAGCUCGGACGGCGACUCGGACGGCGGAGAGGCCGUCGUGCCGGAGGUGCUGUGAGGCGGAGGUGCUGUGAGGCGGCGCCCGCUCGGGCUCUGGGGCGGCGGCGCGUGCGUGUGGAGAGCGCGCGGCGCGGCGUUGGCGGGGCGUGCGCGCGCGGCGGGCGCAGCGCACGAGGCCAGCACGGUCGACGGGGUCGGGACCGGUGGGGGUGUGCCGGGACCCGCGCAAGCUGCUUUAAAUUAGGGGUUCCAGGAUGGAUGGUGCCUUGCGUCUCGCGCGAGCCUAUAGCGAGGCGGAGGAACUAUUUUUAGCUUUGAGUAGGCAUCUGUCAAAUGAUGGUAUCACAC